Eurypyga helias (sunbittern) is the source of this 4560-nucleotide messenger RNA. RefSeq names its product fibrocystin-like. The transcript has 20 exons. The annotation marks the transcript as partial. The record is from RefSeq and is a predicted model, not a curated record. NCBI's taxonomy places the organism in Eukaryota, Metazoa, Chordata, Aves, Eurypygiformes, Eurypygidae.
GUGAAAAUAGCUUCUCUCCCUGCUGGCAAUUCGGAGUGGUCUGAGCACUGGGUCAAGAGCUGGAGUGAGGAUUGGCAGCCAAAAUCCCAGAAAUUUGAGCUAACUUCUGGUUCAAGGUACUACCUGGAAGCGCUGCAUCACGGAAAGACACCCAGCAAUGGGAUGAGAGUUGGAGUCCAGAUACAUAACACGUGGCUGAAUCCUCACGUGGUGAACAACUACCACAUUGAGAGACAGGAAAUUCGGGCUCGUGCGUUGCAACUUCCGAACGUGCAGAUGUUGACUGUGUCUGGCACAGGGUGUUUCAGUGUCUCCUGGAAUAACAUAUUACACAGAAUUAUCCCCACAAACGCUACGGCUCACCAGGUGCAAACAGCAAUAGAGGAACUCCUUUCAAUAGGAUGUGAAACUGAGCCAGCUUCUGCUAAAAUCCUUUUCCGUGGUGGCUUUGAGAAAGAAGAUAUGAAGGACAUCAUUAUCGCGGAACAUGUUGUCAGUGGUACAGAGCCUUUCUGUGGGAGGUUCAGUGCUCACAGACCAAGCCAGCUGGUGAAAACUUCCCCAUCGACUCUACCAAGAUAUGAUCUUAGUGAAUACACACAUGUGUGUUUUGCACAUAAAGGCCAUAUGAGCAAUAUCCUUCGUAUCUUGGUGUCCUACACCAACGUUUCUUUAUGCCCAGUGAAGAGGAACAUCACCUGCCUGUGCGAUUUCAAUGAAACUGACUCUAAAAGCUGGAGGUUUACAUGCACUGACCUGUGGGAAGAGUGUGUGAAUCGCUCCGUGCUUCUCCGGGACCUCCCUGCCCAUUCCCCCGUGUUUGUGCAUCAGAUUGACUUGCUGGGUCCUGAGCCGCAGAAGGAAACACUUGGGUCAUUUUACCUUGAUGAAGUCGUCAUCACAGACAGAGCUGUGACAGUUUCUCAGAGGCAUCCCAGACCACCUGGACCAGGUGGGCCGAUAAUUGAAGCAGUGUCUGUGGUGGGGUCUUCUCCCACUUACAAUGUGUCCUGGAUGGUGUCUGGCUGUGGUGCCAGUCUGCCCCUUCUCUCUCUAAGAGGUGCCUUGCUUGGGGAAGGCUCUAGGGAGUAUGGCCACCUCUACGUCUCCACAGAGGAUGUGAGAGUCAGCCUCACCAUUCAGACGGUGCAAAAGUCAUCUCCACCUCUUGGAGGGACCUUCCGCAUCCACUUGGCCAAUACAGUAAUAUCAGGUGUUUCAGCGCACAUCUCCUCUCACCAUCUCCACAAGCUUUUGCAAGAAAAAAGUGAUCAUUCUACAGCCCCGUACUUCAACACCAGUGACUUCAUCGUGACUAAAGACUCAACCUCUUGCUAUGAAAACAUCUGGACGCUGACUUGGAAAACAAAAACAGGGGACUUGCCCAAUGUUAUCAAUGUCUCUGCUGAAAACCUCACUGGUCUGAAGGCAACUGUUUCUAGUCGUGUGGUUUAUGAUGGGGGUGUGUUUAUUGGACCAAUAUUUGGGGACAUGCUUGCUACCUUCAAUAAUAAAACACAGGUGGUGGUGGUGGUAAAUGAUGUCCUUGCAAACUGUUCUGGUUCGUGUUCUUUCCAGUUCAGCCAGGAAUUGACACCUUUAGUCAGCGAUGUGGAGUAUUUGUCAGAUGAUGGGUCCCAGGCCACAGUAGUUAUCAGGGGAGCUGGCUUCACCGAGGAGAAGCCAGCCUUGCAGGUGGAGGUGAACAACAUGACCUGCCGUGUUGUGAUGUCGAAUCAAACCCGAGUGGUCUGCCAGAUGGAGAGGCUGCCAGUGGGAGUCUACUGGUUAAUGUUACUGGUGAGACCUUACGGCUUCGCACUCAAUGCCAGCACAGGAGAAGGCGUCUUCCUAAGAGUUGAGCCAAAGCUGGUAGCUGUUGAACCUCCUACAGCUUCAGAGAUUGGAGGACUGAAAGUGGCUCUCAGGGGGACCAAUCUGGAAGGGGUAAACUUGGUGUUGUUUGGAUCUCUGCCUUGCCCAAUUUUGGAGGAUGACCGAAAUUCAACAAGAAUUGAAUGUAAAGUUCCCUCUCGGGGGACAGGAGAUGCUGCUGUCCAUGUGACACUAAUUUCUGGGUACCAGUCAACAAGGGUAUCCAACUUGUUCCAGUAUGAUCCUUCCUUAAACCCUACUAUUGUGUCACUGAGCAGAAACAGAAGUGGCAUAGCAGGGGGGCAGGAGCUUCAGAUUGGAAUAUCCCAGUUUUCCAGCUACCGUGGGUCAGAUAUCAAGGUCCAAAUUGGGGGCUCGUGGGCACAGAUCCAGGUGCAGACGGACCAUGGUGUUAAUGUGAUACUUCCACCGUUGGCUGAGGGAUGGUACAAUGUUUCUGUCAUCAUCAACGGCAUUGCUGUCUCUUCAAGCAGAGUUGAGCCGUUAAUCCAGUAUGUCUCAGAGAUCUUCAGCAUAGAGCCGUGUUGUGGCUCCUUUCUGGGUGGAACACUGCUCACAAUCUCUGGGGUGGGCUUUAGCCAAAAUCCUGCCCUGGUUUCUGUUUCAAUGAACAGGAAAACUUGUAUGGUUACCCACCUGACAGAAGAGGCAAUUUGGUGCCUGACGCCUCCAGCUACUAAUUUGUCUAAUGAAGAUUCACAAGACAUCUCUGUAGGAAUAAGUGUGGUCAUCAGCAGUAGGUCAUUUAAACAUACUGUUUUUGCAAAAAACAUGACCAUGUUUAAUUACCAAAGAGCUUUGACUCCUCUAAUUACUGUUGUUGAAAUGGAAAUCACAGAUAGCAACCUCCUCUUGAACAUCCAGGGAAUAAACAUCACUGGAUCUGUGGCUAAGCUUGGUCACAGUGAAUGUGAACUCCAGUUUCAACGUGACAAUGAGUCUGCAAUGUUUUAUCGGUGUUCUUUGCCACUGAAUGGCCUGGAACCUGGGAUUUUCCCCAUUCAGGUUAUUCAGAGACAGCUAGGAUAUGCUCGUGUGACAGCAGGGAUGCAGGCCCUUACGAUAACUCCACGGAUAACCUCCAUAUUCCCAUCACAAGGGUCAAUCUGUGGUGGAAUGUUACUCACUAUAUCUGGUAUUGCAUUAAAGUCCAGGAGGAAUUUGGUACAGGUCAGCCUGGAGGGUAAUUAUUCCUGUGGUAUCCAGAACUCUGAGAAUGAUGCCAUCAGUUGUAUUGUCUUUCCAAGGGCCCAUCCUUUGCAUUACCAGUGGUUGGCUGAGGCAUCUUGGGCUCUCAACGUCACAGUGACUGUCAAUGGGAUGAGCAGUGUCUGCCUUGGAGACUGUACACUCCACCUUCGUGAGCAGUGGACCCCUCUUGUAGAUUUGGUCACCUGGGAGACCAAUGGGACAUUCACCUACGUGAUGAUCAAAGGACAGAGGUUGGCAUGGCCAAGUGACAGCCCUGUGGUACACCUGAAUAACCAGGCUGUCUGCAAGGUAACGUUUUGGAAUGAGACCAGCAUCAAGUGCCAGACGGACUGCUUUGCCCCAGGAGAGCACAACAUUUCCAUAUCUAACAGGAAAAGUGGGCAAGCUUGCUUCAGAAAGGCAUCCAGUGUUCUCACCAUCCCGCCUCAGGUGCACCAGUUUUACCCACAGAACUUCAGUACCCAUGGUGGAGGCUUGCUCACCUUAACAGGCUCUGCACUGAAAGGAAAGAGAAAUACUUCUGUUCUCAUAGAUCAUCACCCUUGCCUUGUUCUCAGUGUCACCUGCAUUGCUAUCCAGUGCACGGUGCCUCCGGGUAACGGGACUAAGGCUCUGAGUCUAAAAGUAGAUGGCAUCUCCUAUUACCUUGGAAGAAUAAGUUACAACAGGGAGUCUACCCCAGCUUUCCUUUCGCUUGUUGCAACUGGUCUCCUUUUAACAAUGACCGUGUCACGGGUCACAGAAAUGGACACCAUCUACGUAUUUGUCGGAGACUUUGCUUGUAGCGGCAUCACCAUCGCUCGCUCCACCUUGCAGUGCUCAGCUCCUUUGCUCCCUGUCGGCGAGUACCGCGUGCUGGGCCGGGAAGUGCCCAGGGGUUGGGCUUCCUCCAACCUGACGUUCACCGCUCCGCUGACGGUGACAGCUGUGCGUCGCAACUGGGGUGGCUUGAAUGGAGGAGCAGUUUACCUGCAUGGAACUGGGUUUUCCCCAGGGAAGACUUUGGUCACAAUCUGCGGCACCCCCUGUGAAAUGUUGGGCAACACGACGAUGACUGACCUGAGAUGCCUUGCCCCACGCUUACAAGCAUCAUUGGCCAUUCUCUGUGGCCUGACACAUUCUUCUGUUGACUGCCAAGAAGACAGAGCCACCUUCAUUGAAUGUGAUGUCCAGGUCACGGUGGGUUCCUAUCGCCAGAGAGGAUCUAUGUCUUACCUGUACGUCUGUGAGGACAGCCCACCUCAGCGUCACUGGAGGGACAUCUACCCACCCCAGAGGCAUUUUGCUGGACUCUUUGCCAGCCCUAAAGUGGAAAGAGAUGAAGUUCUCAUCUAUAAUAGCUCCUGUAACAUUACCAUGGAAACUGAGGCAGAGAUGGAGUGUGAGGGAGCUAAUCAGCCAAUUACCGCCAAGAUUACUGAGAUAUGGAAAAACUGGGGCCAGAACACUCAG